UGAUCAGUUCAAGUCGCACGACUUAUGAUACGAAUACAUUACGACUACGAUACCAAUACAUUUCUCAACCAGAGAGAGGCGUUGCGAGGUCAGUAAUAGCUGGCGGUUAGAGCUGCGUGCAUGUGAGCUGUAUUCAUUUUUUUUUGUCAUCUUAAAACUGUGAUUCUUGGAACCACUAAAAUGAAGAUAAAAUCAGAGUUACUAGUACAUCCGACACCGGAACAGUCGAAGGAGAUCAGAAUUGAACUAAAUGAAGACAUCAACACCAGAGACCAAGAUCUUGCAGCCAUCAAGGAAUGGCUCAGAAAAGAACCCCAUCUACCUAAUGAAUGGGAGGAUAAUCCAUUGAUGACCUUUCUCCGAGGAAGCAGUUUCUCUUUAGAAAAGUGCAAACGUAAACUGGACAUGUACUUCACAAUGAGGGCGGCUUGCCCCGAAUUCUUCACUAACAGAGAUGCGACCAGCCCAGCCUUAAGAGAGAUUCUUAAGGAUAAAUUACAAGGGCCUGCAUUACCAGGUGUGACGCCGAAAGGUAGACGAGUCACAAUAUGCCGCGGUUUACACCUAAAUCUUGACUCCCAGCAAAUCAUCGAUGCCCUGAAACUAGCUCUCAUGAUCGGUGACGUCAGACUCGUGGAAGAAACAGUAGGCGUAGCUGGUGACAUCUACGUUCUGGAUGCAGCCGUGCUCGGUGCAAGUCUUCUUGGAAAGGUGUCACCGUCCACUAUCAAGAAAUUUAUGAUCUGUGUCCAGGAAGCAUACCCAGUGAAACUAAAGGAAGUGCAUAUUAUAAAUACUUCAGCAAUUGUUGAACGAUUCUUAAGCUUAGUAAAACCAUUUCUUAAAGAGAAGAUAAGGAAACGGAUCUUCAUCCACAAAGAAUUGAAAGAUCUCUAUAAGUAUGUGCCUCGAGAAAUGCUGCCACAGGAAUACGGAGGCCAAUGUGGCACCAUGGAUGAGCUUCAAGAAAAAUGGAGCCAGAAACUUAUUGACUACAGAGAUUGGUUCAAACGUCAAGAUGCGCUGAUAGCCAACGAAAGCCUUCGACCAGGAAAACCUACCAACUACGAUGAGCUAUUCGGAAUCGACGGUUCAUUCAGGCAGCUAGCCAUUGACUGAUAUUCAAACUUUAAAAACUUUAUAACGUUUAGUGUUACUCCUGGUUUUGUCAGUAUCCCCUGACAAACCCUUGAUCUAGUAAUUACAACACACAAAAGUUAUUGCAUCUCGCUUUCUCGUAUGUGAUAAUUAUUUUUAUCGCUAUUAUUACAAAUCAGUUGUCCUGCUCCCCCUUAAUUCAAUACUUGAAAAGUACAGAAUAACAAAUUUUAAUUAUAAGGGAAUUUUAAUGUGUGAUGAUUUUUACAAUUAGUGUUACUUAGUUUUAGAUGUUCGUUGUAAUUGGUGAUUGUUACAUACUAAUUUCGAUAUGAUGAAGUUUUUAGCUCUCUUUAAGCGAAUAUAUGCUAGCACAUUUUUUUAUAUUAAAAUGUUUAAAGAAUACAAAUAUGGAAAAUCAUAUCGGAUAACUUACGUAUUCAAAUAUAUACCUCAUAUAUAUUUUACUUUUUCUGGAUUACUAUACAAUAUUUAGAUUUUAGUUUAAGGAGUAAAAAAUAUUUUUUUGUGUAAAAUAGUGUGAUUUUAUAUUCAACGAAUAAAUACCUGUGCCAGAUACAUUUUAAAAUCACAAAUAUUAAAAGAUAAUUUGACAUA
Molecule: messenger RNA, 1716 nt
Organism: Melitaea cinxia (Glanville fritillary)
Lineage: Eukaryota; Metazoa; Arthropoda; Insecta; Lepidoptera; Nymphalidae
Product: alpha-tocopherol transfer protein-like
Exons: 8
Coding region: 181-1119 (312 amino acids)
Cellular component (GO): membrane
Molecular function (GO): phosphatidylinositol bisphosphate binding
Source: RefSeq, a predicted model, not a curated record